This is a messenger RNA of Meyerozyma guilliermondii ATCC 6260, 1317 nucleotides long. RefSeq lists its product as uncharacterized. The record is from RefSeq and is a predicted model, not a curated record. The transcript has a single exon. The coding region runs from base 1 to 1317 and encodes 438 amino acids. Gene Ontology annotation, molecular function: hydrolase activity, acting on carbon-nitrogen (but not peptide) bonds, in linear amidines. NCBI's taxonomy places the organism in Eukaryota, Fungi, Ascomycota, Pichiomycetes, Serinales, Debaryomycetaceae.
AUGACCACCGACUUGAAAAUAAUCGAAGGACGCCUUCUCAACACCAUCCACGAAACGGCUGCAAAAUGGGGAGCCGCUGGGGUUUGGGGUUCAGACGUCACCGAAACAGGCUGUUGUCGUCUAGCAUUGUCAGACUUGGACAAGGGUGUGCGGGACUGGUUUGUUGAGGAAACUAAAGCUUUGGGGUGCACAGUGAAAGUGGACGAAAUGGGGUCGAUUUUUGCAAUUUAUCCCGGCAAGAACGAAGGCUUGCCAACGGGAAUUGGAUCUCAUUUGGAUACUCAGCCCAAUGGUGGUCGCUACGAUGGUAUUUACGGAGUACUUUCAGGAUUGGAGGUUUUGAGAACGAUGAAAGAAAACAACUUUGUUCCAAACUUUCCAGUUGCAGUAGUAGACUGGACCAACGAAGAAGGUGCUCGUUUUCCACAAUCUUGUAUUGCCUCGUCGGUUUGGGCAGGCUUGGUGACCAAGGAAGAAGGUUACAAACUCGAGUCAAUCACAGACAAGGUUCCAGUCAGUUAUGGAGCCGAAUUGGAAAGAAUUGGCUAUAAAGGUACGACUCCGGCCGACCACACGAAGAACCAAUUGGCGGCUCAUUUCGAGAUUCAUAUAGAACAGGGACCGGUUUUGGAACAUGAAAGGAAAAAGAUUGGCAUAGUAGUAGGGGCUCAAGCAUACCAUUGGCAGCAAAUCACCGUCAAUGGAAGAUCUUCUCAUGCUGGUACCACUCCAAUGCACACUCGUUCAGAUGCCAUUCAUAUUGCUUCCAAGAUGAUUUCCGCAGCCAUUGACAUUGCUAAGAAGCACGGCGGCUUGGCUACAAUAGGAACCAUAUCUUUAGAGCCUUCGUCGGUCAAUGUAAUUCCCGAUAAGGUGACUUUCUCAUUAGAUACCAGACAUGUUGAAGAUGGUAUUUUGGAAACUAUCAAUGCUGAAAUUGCCAAAGAGUUCAAGCAAAUUGCUGAAACAGGAAGCGACCCAUCACAAGCAGCACUUCCCUUGGAAGUGGAACAUACACUUCUUCUCCAUUCUGAAGCUGUAAGGUUCAACGAGACCAAUAUUGCAACCGUUCGCGAAAGUGCAAUCCAGCUUUUUGGCGAAGAAAACGUCCGUGAAAUUACCUCUGGUGCAGGCCACGAUUCCUGUUCCACCAGCCAUGUGGUUCCAACAUCGAUGAUUUUCAUUCCGUCGAAAAAUGGAAUUUCUCACAAUCCAGCAGAAUAUUCGUCACCAGAAGAAGUGAGUAAUGGAUUCAAGGUAUUGUUGGCGACGAUCUUGCGGUACGAUGAGCUUCGGGGAAAGAAAAUGGGAAAAUAA